GGGCGGAUCAAAAAAAAAAAAAAGUAGUUCCAGUUGGUGGGUCGUCUCAAUUCUACACCAAGAGAGAAGAAGUAAAGACAAGUCUUUUAGAGAGAGAAAGUCCAUCCUACAAAGAUUAUACUGCUGUUCCUUUUCCUUUUUCUCUGUUCUACUGCCAUAGAUUCAAUUUUCAGAGGGAACCCAAAAUUUCAAAGCUAAUUUCUGCUCUGUCACUGUUUCUCUCUUAAUUAGAGCUGUCUGCCAAGUGGGUCGGCGUUGAAUCGGGCAAGAAACUGAUUUUUGGAUCUGUUUGAGCGGUUUAUUGAGCCGAGUUGACUCGGGACUCGAAAUGGGUACGAAUUUAGCUUAACUGUUUUGGCUGAAGAAAAGAAAGAGCGCAAUGUCUUGGAAAAGUAGAGGAUUAGAGUCGAGCUCAAAGAGUGUGAUGUCUCGAAAAUUGACUCUUUUGCUUUGUUUUGGAUGCUUCUGUGCUGGAAUGCUCUUCACAGACCGGAUGUGGGCAGUGCCAGAAGUUAAAGGCAUAUCAAGGAGAAUGGCGACAGAAGAUGAAAGGUUAAAGUUAGUCUCAGAGGGCUGUGAUCCCAGAAUAAAGGGAGAAAGGAAAGAGUCGAAGGACAUCCUAGGGGAGGUUUCAAAGACACAUAAUGCCAUUCAGACACUUGAUAAAACGAUUUCGAAUUUGGAGAUGGAAUUAGCUGCUGCAAGGGCUGUGCAGGAUUCGAUACUUGGUGGCUCCCCCAUUUCUGGAGGCUCGAGCAUUUCUGAACCUAUUAGGAAGCGAAAAUAUCUGAUGGUCAUAGGUAUUAACACUGCUUUUAGCAGCCGAAAGAGAAGAGACUCGGUCCGUGCUACUUGGAUGCCACAAGGUGAUAAAAGAAUGAAGCUUGAGGAAGAAAAGGGCAUCGUAGUUCGAUUUGUAAUUGGUCACAGUGCUACAUCAGGUGGUAUUCUUGAUAGAGCUAUUGAAGCAGAAGACAAGAAGCACGGAGACCUACUGAGGCUGGAACAUGUUGAGGGGUACCUUGAACUUUCAGCCAAGACGAAGAUCUUUUUCGCUACUGCUGUUUCUAUGUGGGAUGCAGAUUUCUAUGUCAAAGUUGAUGAUGACGUUCAUGUAAAUAUAGCAACAUUAGGAACAACUUUAGCAAGGCAUCGGUCAAAACCUCUGGCGUACAUUGGAUGCAUGAAAUCCGGCCCAGUCCUAGCUCAAAAGUACGCCAUGCUUCUCUCCUCAUCAACUCAUUCUUGCUUCUUGUUUCUAACUUGCUUUCUGGUAAACAGGGGAGUGAGAUAUCAUGAACCUGAAUACUGGAAAUUUGGUGAGGAGGGAAAUAAGUAUUUCCGGCAUGCUACCGGGCAGCUAUAUGCUAUUUCGAAAGAUCUGGCUACCUAUGUAUCAAUAAACCAGCACGUGCUACACAAGUAUGCUAAUGAAGACGUUUCACUGGGAUCUUGGUUUAUUGGCCUGGAUGUGGAGCAUAUCGACGACCGGAGAUUAUGUUGCGGAACCCCACCUGAUUGUGAAUGGAAGGCUCAGGCGGGCAACAUCUGUGUCGCUUCCUUCGAUUGGAGCUGCAGUGGGAUUUGCAAAUCCGUCGAGAGAAUCAAGGAGGUUCACCGCCGGUGUGGAGAAGGCGAGAAUGCUUUGUGGAGUGCAGCUUUUUAAUUGAACACAUGUCGUUUCUUCCAACCUCUGGAGGAAUCAUAUAGAACUGUAUGUAUCAUCAAACCGUAAAAUGGGAGAGAGAGAUGCUGGGAGUUUUCUCCAUUUUAGCUGAGGAGAGAGGGAGCCCUGCAGCAGCAGAAUAGGCUGUAUAAAAUUAAGCACAAUUCAUUGGUUUACAACUGGAUGCCCAUGAUAAAGGUUUCCUAAUAAGAGGGAUAUUCUGCCUUUUGCUUCC
Molecule: messenger RNA, 1901 nt
Organism: Rhododendron vialii
Lineage: Eukaryota; Viridiplantae; Streptophyta; Magnoliopsida; Ericales; Ericaceae
Product: probable beta-1,3-galactosyltransferase 2
Exons: 10
Coding region: 380-1666 (428 amino acids)
Cellular component (GO): Golgi membrane
Molecular function (GO): hexosyltransferase activity
Source: RefSeq, a predicted model, not a curated record